Molecule: messenger RNA, 1416 nt
Organism: Spinacia oleracea (spinach)
Lineage: Eukaryota; Viridiplantae; Streptophyta; Magnoliopsida; Caryophyllales; Amaranthaceae
Exons: 2
Coding region: 1-1416 (471 amino acids)
Source: RefSeq, a predicted model, not a curated record
AUGGGUAGUGAAAGACCUAACAAAUCUCUUUGGGAAUAUGGUAUACCAGACACAACCACUGGCAUACUUUCUAGUAUUACCAGACCGAUUGUCACUGCUGCACACUUUGAACUGAAUCCUCAAUUUAUUCAGUUCAUCUCCAAUGAUUCAUUUUCAGGCUCGCCUGAUGACUGCCCUAUAAGUCAUAUUGAUAACUUUUUGGAGAAGUGUGAUACUAUGAAGAUAAACAACGUCACCGACGAUGCUAUUAGACUACGCCUUUUCCCUUUUUCUCUACGGGAUAGGGCGAAGGAAUGGUUGAAAUAUGAAGGUACAGGCUCUUUUGAUACAUGGGAUAAACUAGUCAAGGCAUUUUUGGUGAAGUUUCUAGACCAAGAGAAGACUGCUAGAUUGAGGAAUGAGUUAACUACCUUUCACCAAGCCGAUGAUGAGUCAUUGUAUGAAUGUUGGAGAAGAUUUAAACGUCUACAAAGGCAGUGUCCUCACCACGGGAUUCAGGAGUGGAUGUUGAUCCAAACCUUCUAUAAUGGGUUGACCCAUGAAUAUCGAAUCUAUAUUGAUGCUGCAUCAGGGGGUUCUAUCACAUCAAAGAUUCCAUCCGAAGCAAAAUCAUUAAUCAAGAAGAUGGCAGCUAAUGACAACUAUCAUUCAAGUGGUCGGAAUAAUGUUAAAUUGGGAGGAAAAUACAAUGUUGAUUCUUUAACUAUGUUGACUAGCACUGUGCAGGCACUAUCUCAAAAGUUUGAUCAGUUUCAAACUGGAUCAUUUGUGGCAUCCUCAUGUAAAAAACAACCAUAUGAUUCUUAUUCCAAUACAUAUAAUGAGGGGUUGAAGCACAAUCAUGUAUUAUCCUACAAGAACACUCAGAAUCAGCUAAAUUUUCCACCACCGCAGAAUAACUUCAAUCAACCUCCAGGUUUUCAAGCUAGACCACAUUUUAACCAACAAUAUUUCAAUCAACAGGCCCCUAUACAACCAAAGUCCGACUUAGAAUCUAUGGUUGAGUCCAUUUCUGCCUCACAACUUAAGCAUGACAAGUAUUGGGAAGAGACCAUGAAGCAAACUGAGUUUCUUACUACCUCAAUUCAACAAAUUCAAGCUCAAAACAAGCUCAUGGAGAAUCAGAUGAGCCAACUUUCUCAUCAAGUGGGUCAAUCCUCGAAGACUCCAAGCCAAUUUCCUGGAAAUACUGAGCAACCACCUAGGGGUCAAAUCAAUGUUGUGACUUUGAGGAGUGGUAGAGAGUUAGAAGACCUUCUACCUAAGGUAACUCAAAAUGAGGUUAUUGUGGAAGACGAAGAUCAGGAAGUUGAAUGGGAUGAUGAAGAAGAAGAAACGGAACCAGUUGUUGCUCCCAGUCACUACAACAAAUCCCAUCUUUUUUCGAUGCUUUUAAGGAGAAUUAGCGACGCCUAA